Molecule: messenger RNA, 445 nt
Organism: Amoebophrya sp. A25
Lineage: Eukaryota; Dinophyceae; Syndiniales; Amoebophryaceae
Source: the annotation of a GenBank genome assembly
AUAGUGUCUGUGCACUUGACAGGUUAGCUCUGCACGUCAGAGACUGUCCGAGCAGUCACGCGAUCGCGCUUCACGCAGUUGUUGGGAUGCAGGCAUGGCCUGAGAGAAAUGUAAAUGAAGAAGGAAGCACCGCGGACGACCAAUCCGAGUUGUUUUGUCAUCGCCGAUCUCUUGCCCAUCUUCGCUAUGAGGUGAAUAUUUGCGGCACAGGCACAGACGUUGGCGAGCUAGUAAAAUUGUUUGAAGAUGAACACGAUUCCGAUUUCGCCGAGCCGAAACGAGUGCCACUUGUCAAAAUCCAUCCACCACGAAAUGAAAAAGCAAAAUCAUCGAAAACGGACCGGGAGGUGAGCGAAUCCGAUGAGCCUCGGUUUUCCCCGAAUUUCCACCUAAGCUUCUCUUCACUUCGUGUGGCACAAGCAGUUCGGCAUGUGCGAAACCUGCU